AUGGGCAAAACUUCAGCAAACGAGGCCACCUCGCAGAAGCAGAAACCAGGCAAGACGCAACAAGUCAAGGAGAAUGCCACUUCAUCGACUCCAACUUCCUCUACCAGUCGCCAGGAUGUAGACGGCGAGCUGCCAGGCCACAACACCAUGGACCACGAAGAUGCCAUCCAGAAGGCAGUCGAUGAGCAGCUCCUUCGCGAGCUGAACGCUACCAUUCCAGUCGAGUUUCGAGACGCUGAUGAUGGCAAAACGACCGCCGCACCAGCUCCGACUGCUCUCGAGAUCGCGGAGAAGAAGGCCCAGGAGGUACUGAACGCGCAAUCUGCUCCGUCUAUCGCUCCUCCGAAGGGAGCAAGCAAGCCUGGAACCAAAAUGAAGACCCGAAGCAAGGCCAGGAGCUCUCAGCGUGAGCUCGCGGCUUCGGACGGUCUGGAGCGAGAUGGAGAGAGGGCUGAGGAAGGAUGA
Messenger RNA from Fulvia fulva, 465 nucleotides. RefSeq lists its product as uncharacterized. Lineage: Eukaryota; Fungi; Ascomycota; Dothideomycetes; Mycosphaerellales; Mycosphaerellaceae. The record is from RefSeq and is a predicted model, not a curated record. The transcript has a single exon. The coding region runs from base 1 to 465 and encodes 154 amino acids.